Molecule: messenger RNA, 1014 nt
Organism: Clonostachys byssicola
Lineage: Eukaryota; Fungi; Ascomycota; Sordariomycetes; Hypocreales; Bionectriaceae
Source: the annotation of a GenBank genome assembly
AUGUCGCUGCGUCUUGUUUUCCUAGGGCUGCUUGCCCCCAGCGUCUAUCUUGCGUACAAACUCGAGUGGACAGAAAAAGCCAUUGAAUUCUUCACUGGCCCAGGCAGCUACAGCCGAAUCUUUGCUAUCAUCGUGCUGGUUCUGAACUGGAAGGCCCUGCCCCUGGCAUGGACUGUUCGCAUUUGGCACAGCAUGGUGCUUCACCUGCUCGUUCGCCCAUUCCAUACGCAUACGCCCGACAAGCUCUUCCACCCCGUCAUCAGCGAGUCCCACGCCUCCAUCGCCGAGCUCGACUACCGCUUCCACAAGUCCAACUCGACCUACCUGGCCGACGUAGACAUUGCCCGCUCCCACCUGGCCUCGCAUCUGCUCGCGCGGUCCGGCCACUUAGCCUGGAACAAUGCAAAGACCCGUUUCGUCAUGGACCCGUCUGACCCGUCGCGCCCAGCUCGGGGCGCCUUCAACAUCGGCCUCGGUGGCGUCUUCUGCUCCUGGAGGCGCGAGAUCAAGCCCUACCAGAGCUACGAGAUGUGGACUCGUAUCGUGUCCUGGGACCGCAAAUGGCUGUACAUUGUCACGCACUUUGUCCAAAAGGGCGCCGUCAAGCCACGCUCGUGGGAUGCGCCCGAGAACUUUGGCCCGACGCGUGCAGCAGGAGACGAGCCUCGAGACUGGGAGAAGAAAGUCUUCGCCACCGCCGUGAGUCUCUACAUCUUCAAGAUUGGCCGCCUCACCGUUCCUCCGGCUACCAUGCUCCAGGGAAGCGGUCUGCUACCGGAGCGUCCUGGUGGCUGGGCCACUGAUGUUAACGGCAGCGGAGAUGUUGCGGGGAGCGGAGAGAGUGAUGGCACGACCAUUGGAGCCGACCCCGAGCGUGGGAGCUGGCAAUGGGUCGAGCAGCAGCGCAGAAAAGGCCUCGAAUAUGCUCAGCACCUGACUGCUAUGAACAGUAGCCUCCAUGGACAAUUUGAGCCCGGUGAGGAUGGCGCACUGGGUCGUUUCGCCCUUGGUUAG